AUGUUCGGAGAAAUUGAAACUCCAGUAUUACAUCCGUCUCAUAUCGCUGGUUCGUGUCCCUGGAAAGGUUCUCUGCAUCAUAAACAAUUAUUGCUAGGGAUCAACAAUUUGUCAACCUUAAUAGUCGUUACGAGGGAUAGGGAUGGCGGCAUUAUCUUGUCUUUGAAGAUUUUGGUUUCUGCUGGUGCUAAACAGGUUGGAACUGCUCAGGCCGGCAUUGAAGAUUUCUUUGUUAAUGAAUUGGGCAACGUUGAAGAAUCAUCUUUUUUGAAAUAUUUGGAAAAGGUUGAAGAUAUUGGAUUGACCGAGAAUAGGACUUUCAUCGGAACCGCUCAUCAAAUGGGCACUUGUCGAAUGGGAGACCAUCCUUUGAAUUCGGUGGCGGACCCUCAUGGUAAAGUUUGGCGAAUCUAA
Funneliformis mosseae is the source of this 414-nucleotide messenger RNA. Lineage: Eukaryota; Fungi; Glomeromycota; Glomeromycetes; Glomerales; Glomeraceae. The record is from the annotation of a GenBank genome assembly.